AUGUCAGAUGUGCUGCCGGUUUCAAAACUUGAACUGAAUAACAGGAGACACUCAGAAGGAGAUACUCCAUUACGAACGGGAAGAAGCACUUCAGAACUUGCCGGCACAGGCACCACUAUUGAUGACCUUCCAGACGAACUGAUGCUGGAGAUUUUCUCGUACUUUAGCUUCAGUGAAAACGUUGAUGUUUUACAAGAGGUGUGCCCUCGCUGGAAAAUUCUGGCCCAGGAUGCUCACUUGUGGGUCGACAAGAAGUACGUUGUCGGGUAUCUAGGACUGACGGUGUUCGGACUAUGUCAGAUCGAAGAAGGAUGGAGGCUCCAAUCUUCAUAUACCCAUCGUAUUCAGGUUUUCCGUGGUUUCUCUAAUUUAUUUCAAGUGGUUGCUACUGUAAGGCCACACCCAACUACCUGUUGCAUCCUUGCCAUACUGUACUUGCUUUGCAGGCCCGGCAACAGCCACACACUCACUGACCCUCCUACCUACCUUGUUGAGAGCGCAGACGAGCUUGCGGGUGAUAUUGCAGUCCUGCGAGUUCUCCAAACUGUGCAGCUGCCUCCAGGGUCAUCAAUGUCUGACUGUAAGGACCUGUCCUCAAGAGCCAACACAGGUACAGCAACCAGUAAUCAAGAGUCAGAACUAUCUAUCCACAUCAAGGCUAUUGAGAGAGACUCGUGAAGAUUCAAGACAGCUCUUAGAGGAUUUGCAGUUUAAAAGUGACAUAAUUGUAAUAAGUGUGUAGAUGAGUGAUUAAACUGUUUUAUUGAAGUUGUUAUGCGAUUUUAAAGGAAUAAUAAAUGUUAA
Schistocerca gregaria is the source of this 804-nucleotide messenger RNA. RefSeq lists its product as uncharacterized. The transcript has 5 exons. The record is from RefSeq and is a predicted model, not a curated record. NCBI's taxonomy places the organism in Eukaryota, Metazoa, Arthropoda, Insecta, Orthoptera, Acrididae. Gene Ontology annotation, molecular function: protein binding. Bases 1 to 678 code for a protein of 225 amino acids.